ACCACUGAGCAUCAGGACUUCUUCCUGUGUGACUUUGGCAACACAUUUUGAGAGCGAUGGGCGGGGCCAGUGACGAUAUCAGCCAAUCAUAGCGGGCGCUCAUUACCUGAGCCCCGCCCAUGAUAACCAGACAUGGAGACGGACAGCGUGAACAUUUGGCCACGGAUGGAGCCCUUCUUGCUGGGCGCCCUGCAGGUGGCUCCUUGCUCCAAACUCAGCCUUCACUAUCUCCGUAAAAUGGCUGUUUACGUGCAAACACGAGACGGCUGCUUCCCUGCUUUGGGCUGGCCGAUGUGGAGACACAUCGCCUGCGGGAAGCUAUUGCUGCCUGAGGACAUGGCGUGGCUCUUCUUCGAGACCUUUGACCUUCUGGUGGGUCGCACGCCACAGGAAAGGCUGGAGCGGGCUGAGUUCCUGUCCCAGUGCUCCUCCAAGAGCCAGCUGGACCACCAGAGGAACAAGCUGUCCGUGGACACGCUGCAGUUCCUCCUCUUCCUCUACGUCCAGCAGCUGAACCGAGUGUCUCUGCGUAAAUCUCUGAUUGGUGAAGAGUGGCCCAGCCACCGCUCUCCCUCCCCAUCAGAACGAGAGGCCAAGACGAGCUCUCAGAACAAGAACUGGGACGAUCAGGCCCAUCUGUCCUUCAUGCAGUCUCAUCUGGCGGAGAUCCUGGCCCUGCUGGUGGAACCCAGCCAGCUGCUGCCGUCGGGCCUCGCCCCAAAAGACUGCCAGGUAUCCCUGGAGGCCGUGCGGAGCUUGGGUCUGCUCCUGGAGGGUUCGGCUGGUCAUGGAAAACCGGUUCAGCCCAUCCACCGGCUGUUGACCAAGGCUCCCCUCCAAACUCAAGCUGGCUACUCUCUGCUGAGCAGCUCCUUCGCCCUGCACAAGCUCCUCUCGUGUCUCCAGCACAGCCUCACCCUCAACCCCUUCGGGAUCACCGCUUGCCUCCGCUCAGGGAAGAAGCUGGCCUGGGCUCAACAAGUGGAAGGGACCAUGAAGAGAGCCAAAAUAGCCAGGAACACCCACACGGCUCCGCCCGGCAGUAAGAUGGUGCUGAUGUCUCAAGUCUUUAAACAAACUCUGGCCAAAACGUCCGACAAGCUGACGGGGGCCAAUAUAAAGAUUCACAGAUGUGCUGAGGCCUUCAUCUACCUCCUCUCUCCUCUCAGAUCUGUCAGUGUUGAUAAAUGCCGUGACAGCACAGUGGUCCUGGGUCCAGUCCAGACCUGCGUUCACAUCUGCAGCUGCCAGAACGUACGUGUGGUGUGCGUGGCUGGCAGAGUUGCCAUCGGAGCCUCCUCUCGUUGCACCGUCCACGCCCUGACCCCCACUCGGCCGCUGCUCCUACCUGGAAACACGGACAUCACUCUGGGUCCUUUCCACACGUUCUACCCCUCACUGGAGGACCACAUGGCCAGCGUGGGGCUUGCUGUGGUCCCUAAUCUCUGGGAUCAGCCGUUGGUUUUGGGGACGGACGGCCAAGCAAAGCCCACAUCCAACCUGUCGUCCACCCAAGACGCUGCCUGCUACCACCUGCUGCCCCCGUCUGAGUUUCAUACUCUGGCUGUACCUUUCCAGAUGGAGGGUGACACGUACGAGGUGCCCGGCGGGUUACCGCCUGAGUACCAGGCAGCUCUGGAUGAAAAGCAGAAGAGGAUUCAGAGCUGGCAGAAAACGGUGAUGGAGGCCCACCUUAGCAAGGAACAGAAGCAACAGUUCCAGGAGUUGGUGGAGUUAAAGUUCCAUGAGUGGCUUCUUGAAACCGGGCACCGGCAGGAACUCGACAGCUUGAUCCCGCCUACGAUCCCCUCUCUGAAGGACUCCAGCGGUGCAGCGUCAGACCCCAGACAAGUUAAAGAUGUCAAACGUUCAAGGACCACGCCAGAGGGCGGACAGUCUCCUGCGGCUCAUUGA
Molecule: messenger RNA, 1914 nt
Organism: Nematolebias whitei (Rio pearlfish)
Lineage: Eukaryota; Metazoa; Chordata; Actinopteri; Cyprinodontiformes; Rivulidae
Gene: tbccd1
Product: TBCC domain containing 1
Exons: 9
Coding region: 133-1914 (593 amino acids)
Biological process (GO): maintenance of centrosome location; maintenance of Golgi location
Cellular component (GO): spindle pole centrosome
Source: RefSeq, a predicted model, not a curated record